UGGCAAUCACUUGCCUGUACGAGCUUAAACAUGGCAUUCACCUUCCGUGACAAAAUGAACUAGACAUGGCAAGACGGUAGAGGUAACUCAGAGGUAAUUAAUUUUCUCCUUCAGGCACUGAUCUGAGAAGAAUGAAUUGAUGUAGCUGUCCCAUUGGCACAAUGUUGGAAGGCCUUGCUGCAUGGGUGUUAAACACCUACGUUGGAGAAUAUGUUGAAAAUCUUAACACGGAUCAGCUAUCCAUCGGAUUACUCAGUGGUGCAGUAGAGCUAGAGAAUCUACCUCUGAGGAAAGAUGCCUUGAAGAAUCUGGAUCUUCCCAUUGAGGUCAAAGCAGGUUUCAUUGGGAAAAUCUCCCUGCAGAUCCCUGUACGUCACAUUAAGAGCGAGCCCUGCGUCAUCUCAAUCGAUAGCCUAUACUUGGUGGCUGGACCUGCUGGCAAGGCAUCUUAUGAUGAGGAGCGGGAAAACCAGGCUAAGAAAGACAGGAACAGAAAGCAACUUGAGGCAUUGGAAUCACAGUGGAAGGCCAAGUUUGAGAAAUCCCAGCCCGAGGCCGGAUCAUCCUGGUACGCCUACUCCACGUCACUCUUCUACAAUGUCCUUGAAAACAUUCAGUUGAAAGUGAGAGACGUUCACAUCCGCUAUGAAGACAGCACCACUGUACCCAACGAGAGCUUUGCAUUUGGUAUCACCAUCAAGAGUUUGUCAGCACAGAGCACAGAUGAAAAUUGGAAAGCCAGAAUCGUGCAAGGAGAGGAGGGCGCCAUGCGCUUCAAACUCCUACAAUUGGAGAACUUUGCCAUUUACUGGGACACUAACAUCGAGCUGUAUGGAGAUCUUGACAUCAACGACUUAAGAGAUGCUCUACAGAAGAGAGAAGUAUCAGUCGAUGCACCAAGAACCCAGCAUGAUUUCCUCAUCCAACCUGUCAGUGCCGAAGCCAAACUCCGCCGUAACGGCAGCCCUUUACCCCUGCGAUCCCGCAGCACGCCUCGCUUCAUCUGCGAUGUCAAUCUCCAGAAGAUCCCACUGUCGUUAUCGGGUGAUCAGUACCACGGAAUGAUCGCCUUAGCCAGGGAGUUUGAGCGCAGCGGCCGGGCAAGACUCUACCGGAAAUGGAGGCCCAAGGUGCCAAUCCAAGCUGAUGCUAAGAAGUGGUGGAACUUCGCCAUCACAUCAAUACUGCACAGCAUCAAAGAAAGGAAUAAACGAAGAUCACCUGGCUUCAUCUCAGAGAGAAUACGGAAGAUUACCUGCUACAUCAAGGCCUACACCAAGAUCCUGGAAGGCUCAACACCAGACAAGGAAUUAAAGGCGUGCAUGGAAGAGAUGGAGAAUGAUUUGGAGUUUGAGGAGCUACGACUUCUGAGAGAGUUGACAUAUGGACAGGUGGAAAAGCGUAUCGCAGGUGGAGAGGAAUUUUUCAAGAAGCCAGAUCAGGAAGCAUCCCAACAACAAGGGCUGAUGCAGAGAUGGGUGUGGGGAUGGGGAGGGUGGUACUCUGGUGGAACAGCCUCCACCGACCAGACAGAUUCGGUUGGUAGUACUACCCCUGCUGGAUUGGGAAGAGCCAGUGGGUCUUUGUCACCUCUUCCCAUAGAUGAGCAAGAAUUGAUGGAUGUGAUUGGUGACCCCAUGGCUGACAGCACCCUCCUCAAACGAGACCACGUCUUCGCUCUUCUCAACCUUAACCUCCAAGGUGGAUCCUUUAAGCUGUGUAGCGCCGCUGCCGCCCCUAUGACCCAAGACUCCGCCCCCACGCCAUCCAAGAGGAGAGCAGACAGCAUGGCGCCCAUCAUCGAGUUGGAGUUUGCUGGCGUGAAGAUGAGUCUGGAGUCCAGACUGCGGACGAGUUCGAUGCUGUUCAGGGCUAAGCUGGGGGCACUGUACGUUCGAGAUGUCAUGACUAAGGGAUCGUUGUUCCCUCUCUUGGUGUCACCGCAACAGAGAAGGGAUGAAGGAUCUGGUACCCAGUCUCGUCAGACCUCUGGCAUACUGGCCAAAACCAGCAGCUCCUACAUGGCCCAGAGCGCUGCCUACAAGAGACAAUCCUCAGAGGAGACAUUGUUUGAGAUGAGCUACGAAUCUAACCCCCCAAACUCCAACGCUGACUGCAGAUUGGAAAUCAUCACCCGUCCCUUGGACAUGGUCUACAACCCCUCAGCAAUGCAGCGGAUCUCUGAUUUCUUUGAUACCUCCACCGCCAAGGCCAGAGGUCUUGCAUCCAGACCCUCGGAACUCCAUCUCACCCGCAUGGCAAGGUUAAGAUACGAAGAGCUGAAGAACCAGACUAAGCAGGAGUUGAGGCAUACCUUGGACACCCUGCUGGAAGGAGAACAGCAGAGUCAAGUCAGCCGAUGGGAUGUUCAUCUUGACAUCUCUGCCCCUCAAAUCAUCAUUCCCGACAGCUUCCACUCAAAGGAUGCUAUGCUGGUGGUUUUGGAUUUCGGUCACCUGCAGCUGGCUAGUGCAACAGCCAAAGCCAACUAUGCCAAGAAACCAAAAGCUGAGGAUGCCUCACUGGCAGAUGAUAGUGAGCUUGACCUUGAUGAUGAUUUUUUGACCCCUCCGUCCACCCCGCCCAACGAGUCUAGUGCCGAUAGUCCAUCAGGGUCAGCUGUAGUGACUGGCGCUGGGCCAGUUGACGAAGGAAAAUCUGAUCUACAGACUGUCGACUUUGGCAGCGCUGUCACUGAAUCUUCAAUGAGAGAACGCAUGUAUGAUAGGUACAACCUGAACAUGUCAGAUCUGCAGGUGCUUGUCGGCAAGGCAACAGACAACUGGCGCAUUGCUCAUACCAAGGGUUCCGGUCACAUGCAGGUCAUUGAGAAGUUCACCAUUUCAGUCAAGGUGGAGCGUCGUUUGAUGUUCACCACGGAUCCCCAAUGGCCUAGUGCCGUGGUGUCUGGCAACUUGCCAACUUUGGCAAUACACAUCAAUGAACAAAAGAUUCAGGCUUUAAAUAUCUGCAUGAAGGUCCUGACCGGACCAAGCGAGGGGGGUGCAUCCCCGGCGUCAGCGGGGGUCACACUGACCGAUGAUCUCUCUGCAGUGAAUCGUACUCACACCACAAGCUUGUCUGAGAUGGAGGCCACAUUGACUCAGAGGACACAGGCCCUCCUAGAGGAGUCCAAACUUCUAGAGAUGCAGUUCUCUGUCGACUUGCUCUCGCUCAGCGUGGAGAGCAGAGGUCGCUGCAUCGCCGAGUGCCAGGUUUACGGCGUCCAGGCCAACUUUGCCAAGCAGCCAUACAACACUUCAGUCUCACUGACUGUGCAUGGCUUGCUGCUCAUCGAUGCUCUUCAGCAAUUUGGGCCAGAGUUUGAGCUGUUGGUAGCGUCACACCGAGACUUGAGCAUGCAUGCAGCCAGUGGGAGUAUCGUGGACAGUGAACAUUCUACACCAAGAUCUGCUCAGUCACCUACCUCCUCUCAGAGCCCAGCCUCCCCCGUCGAGAAGAUGAUGGACACUUCCAGUCAGUCAGUACUUGCGUCUGCCCUGUCAGCCAUGGGCAAGUCCAUAUCAGGUGUGUCAAUCUCAGGCAAAUCCAGUAGUUCCCAGAUCCAGGAGCAGCUGUAUGCGGACAGUGUGAGACAUACUGAGACAGACACGGUGGGACAAGAGGCAGCAGAAGCCCUCAUAACGGUAGAGAUAGAGCUCAUCAGUGCCGACUGCCCGUCCAACAUUAACAGCAGCCGAGAAGCUCUACAGAUUGCCUCAGUGCAGUUCAACAACUUGGAUGUCAUCGCUAACCAAGAGACAGUCGUAGAACUUCUCUCUUUCUUCCAUCGCGCAUUUCCCCAUGAAAGCAAAGAACCGCCAGCAAAGCAGACACUGCAAGGAGACGCCUCAGCCUUUGAACUUGAAAUCUCAAGCACUAAGACUGAAGUGACUGCCGAUUUUCAUCGUCUGAAUGUUGUACUGGUACGAGGUGAAACCGACCAGCAGAAGCAUGUGAUUGGUCGGAAGGUAGCCACGGCAACAGUCUCAGCAGCUCAUGUCUGGGCCACUCUAGGUGGUGAUUUCCAUCUAGAAGGAUCCCUCGGUGGUUUGCAGCUCCUAGAUGUGACUCCAGAGGGCAGCAAACAUAAGACGGUCUUUAGUGUAGGAAGAGACCCCCAAACUGCCUGUGAAACAUCAACUAGUACCAUUGUGCCCCCUAGGCCGGUUGAAAAUGAUCUUUAUCAAGCCGCCAUGGAGCAGACCAGUAUAGGAGGCGGUAUAGACAUGGAAGAUGUCAAGGCAUUUUCAUUCACUCUGAGGAAAAUGGAAGGUGGCAGCAUGCUGUCACCAUUAAGUGCAGGGUCCCAAACUCCAGGGUUUAGUUUCGGCAAUGGGGAUUCUCAAACUGUCAAAGGGUUUCAGUUGACGCUCCAUCUUGCCUCAUUAGUGUACACCCAUGUCCCACGAUUCCUCCAUGACAUCACGCUCUGUGUGGAUGAGUUCCAGAGCUCUGCAGCCGCUCUUGCCGAUUCCAUCCAGAAAGCUGCAGCAGGUGUGGCCAUGGACUUUGUGCGACAGAAGUCAGACGUCAUUGCUUCAGUGGCUUCCCCGAUGCUCUACAGCACCAGGAUAGAGACUCCCAUCUGUGGGAUGAACCAAUCAGCAGUAGACACCACUGACAGCAGUGUGCUGGAGGAGAAACCUUCAACAGACUUCAAAUUCAAGAUGACCAUGGAGACACCCAUCAUCAUCAUCCCGCGAUCUGCCAUCAGCUCCGAAGUCCUUAUCGCUCACUUGGGCAAGAUAUCCAUCACCAACACACCUUUGGAUGCUGACACCACUCUACCCACUCCCAGUCACGGAAUGUCACCAGAGACAACCCCUGUUGCUCCAACCACAAGACUCUUCCUUGGAAUGCGGGACAUCAAGGUCUCCUCGUUCAACCACUUGGACUCCAAGUCGCGUUCCAGCAGUUUUGUCAGCACAGACAGUGCUGAUUCAGGAAGCAAUAUAAAGCCCAGUUUGUACAAGGGAACUCCGAUUCUGCAUGACACAUCCUUGGAGCUGACAAUUAACCUGCUUCCCGUGGACCCAGCUGCCAUGCCCAGCAAUUACAGCUUGGAUACCAUGGGAUCAGAUGACAGUUUCCUCCAGGAGGAGCGUUCCCCUACAACUUUAGUCUCUGGGAGAAUAGUAUCCCCGUUGAAAGUGAUCCUGUCCAAGCAUGUCUAUGAGCAGAUCCUCCAAACGAUGGACAACCUUACCUUUAAGGAAGUCAAAGAAGUAGAGCCUAAAAGAACCCCCAGCAUGGCAAGCACCCCAGUCUCGGGUGGCUUGUUUAUGUGGACAGUCGACCCUCCCGACAAUCAACCCCACCCUGAUGCAGAAGCUGCAACCCUUGACGAAUCUGCCAUGGAGAAUGCAGAAAAUGAAAACAAAGAUUCCCACACCAAGAUCAAAGUGGACUUCCACCUGCCGGAGUUCUCAGUGGAGAUGUGCAGCGACACCUGUGACGGAGGCCAGGGACUUGUCAAUCUAACCUUCCAGAACUUCAGCGUGGAGUUCGAGAACACCACGCCUCACACUUCGUCAAUUAGCGUCACCCUCCACUCCCUCAUCAUGGAGGAUUUGAUCCAGCCACCUUUCUCCAAGCACCGAUAUUUGAUGGUGUCUACAGGGGGUCCUCGCAUCGCCAAGCCCACUCCCAAGAUGUACCACUCUAGCUCCUGUCCAGCCAUCAGCUCCAUGAUUUCCCCGAUCUCGUCCCGUCCAGGCUCUCUACCCAGUGCUCUGGACAGCCCCGUCCCACCCCGGUACACCUACCAUGGCCAUCAUUACGGUCACCCAGGUACAAAGGGUGUACCGCUGAUCCCAUCCACCCCUCCUCCAUCACUGAGUGAGUCACUGGAAGAUAUUCCUGAGAGCAAAGAGACGGAAGAGUCCUUUGUUGACAAGAAUGCGCUGAUGAGAAUCAAAGUGAUGCUGGUAGACAGGGAUUGCCCAGAGUUCGUGACGAAAUACAAGAGGGUGAACAGGUUUGUGGAUGUCACCUUCAAUGCCCUGGAGACCACCAUCAACCUCCAGACCUGGGUGGUCUUAUUGGACUUCCUGGGCAUUGGGGGACCUGCUCCCAAGAGUCGAGCUAGCCCGGAGGAGAAGGCCUUGCUGAGGAUGAAGAGGAAGGCUGCUGCCAAAGCAGCGUCCUCUAAAACAGAUGAUGAAGCAGUGUCCUCUACUAUAGUUACAGAGUUCAGAGAUGAAGUCAACACCGAGAUGGUCAUCCAGGUCGGUUCCCUGUCUCUCCUCCUCAACAAGCCAGACUAUGAGCUGGCCAAAGCCAACGUCUCCAAUGUCUCUACCCACCUCCUGCUUAUGGAUGGGAACAUGGACGUCAGCGGUCGCCUAGGUAGGAUGUCUCUCCUGGACCUGACUCCACAUGGGAAGCUUUACAGAGAGAGGUUCACCACCAAGGGACAGGAGGCGCUCAGCUUCAGCAUUUUCAAAUACGGGCAGCCAGAUCCAAACCUAGACCGUGAGUUUGAUCUCAGCAUCAAGCUACGGAUGUCGUCUGUCCGCUAUGUUCACACAAACCGCUUCCAGAUGGAGACGGUAGCCUUUGCGCAGCAUUUCAACCAGCUUCAGGAGGUUUUAGGAACCAUGAGGGCUGCCACGGAUGGAAUCCAGGUCAAGGAGGACCCCAAACGUGCCUCUCGUAUCUCCAUGGACAUUGAGGCAGGCUCCCCAGUCUGCAUUGCUCCCAUCAGCUCCAAAUCCAAGGAUGUUCUGGUCAUGAAUCUUGGAAACCUGACCCUGAAGAAUGAAUUCCUUUUAGCUGGGUCGCCAGGGACUAUCGCCAAGCUUCCUUCCAAAGUGGCUACCGAUGAUGUUCAGUUUAGCAAGGAUUCCACCUGUCUCUUGGACUGUAUGCACCUAGACCUGGUUGACAUGGAUCUCUUCUCAGCUGAGAGGGUGGAACCUCUAGACUUUGAUGCUAGAGAAGAUAGCGCUAUGAUCUUUCCUUCCUUUGUCAUCUGUCGUAAGGGUGGUCGUCUUCUGAAGGACACCUGUCAACUGAGAUUACAGGUGGAUAGAAACCUGGAUGCAGAUAUCACCAGAGCAGUUCCGGAUUUCAGCGUGUCUGGCAUGCUCUCCUCCGUCCACUGCUCAUUAGAUGUGACUCAGUACCAGCUGAUACGUGGGAUGUUGGACCACAACCUGGGAGAGAAGCUGGAAGAAUUUGAAGCCAUGCAGCGAACGCAGAACCCAGUCAACCAGACUGUCCUGAGUGGCCGUGUCUGGACGUCCAUCUCCCUCAAUGUUCAGCUGGUCAACGUGACCUUGGAGCUCCUCUUCUCUCACCAGCAAGGCCCUACCCCCGAGAGAUCUCUCGGCAAGUUUGACUUUAUCGAGUCCCGCUUCUCUUUUGAGAGCUUCUCGGACACCACCAAGACGAUCGACCUGGUGUCGCAUGCCAUCCGAGCCUCUGACACUAGAUGGAAAGAUAGUGGGGGCAGUGCCAAGACACCCACCAAUGUCUUCUGGGAGGUUCUAACCCCUACUCGUCACCACAGUCGCAACCCUAACCCUUUACAGCUUGAACUGCACUAUGCAUCCCAGCUGGACCACACUAGAGCCACGGUGUUACUCAACAACAUGAGAGUCAUGUGUGUCAUGGACCUACUGCUGGCUGCCAAAGAUUUCCUCUUGGACUAUGACGCUAAGUCCAUCCAGUCCGCCUCUAACGCUUCAGGUAAAGCACAUGGGGCAUCCUCUGACGGUUCAUCCAAUCAAUCAUCCGCUCCAUCAUCUACAACUGCAACGCGAAACAAGCGAUCGGGAACACCGGUCAAUGUUGCAUCAGGGAUCUUCACCAAGCGAGCUCAGGCAACAGAAAAAAGUGAUAAUCCACUGGAGAUUUGCCUAAACGUCACAGAGACAGAGUUUGUUGUCAUGGAAGACACGGCGUGCAGUGACUCCAGUGCUGUCAUUCUCAAGGCAACUUGUGCAGUGAUGACAUACAAAAUGGAGAACAAGGAAAACCCACUGUCCUGCAGCCUGGAAGGCUUGGAAGUCUUCUCCUGUUGCCUUAGUAAUGAGGGAGAGACGGCCUUAUCCAUCGUUGAUCCAGUCUCCGUCAACAUGGAGCUCAAGGCCAACCCUACCAGCCUGGCAUCCCAGGGACACAUUGGAGGCCUGCUUGAUGUCAUGGAUGUACACAGAACGCUGGAGGUUCUGAUUCAGGCUCUGAACAUCCGAGUAUCGUACCAUGAUGCCAGACUUUUCUUAGCCAUCAUGAACUCUCUCCCAGCCCAGCUCCUCCAAGCUGAGCAGGAAGAGAAAGAGGACACGCCCAAGAAAGCUCUGACAUCUAGUAGCACCUCCAAGUCCAAGCAAGUUGCUAAGCUACAGGAGCUCGGCUUCAGUCGUGAGGAUUGCAAGGUAGCCCUGACCAAGAGCAACGGGGAGCUAGACCAGGCUGCCUCCUGGCUGCUUGAGAAUGCUAAACCAGUACCGAGGACUCUAGUUCCCAGACGGAAUUCUGGAAAUGAGGAGGAAGGGGCACUGGAGAUUGCUGGCAUCGAGGUUCGGGCGGGGUCAGUCAGCAUCUGCCUCAUCGAUGACUGCAAGGAUUCGGACGUUCCUCUGAUUGAGGUCAUGCUGCAGAACCUUCAUGUCUUUCAGAAGAUGUUGCCCAACAGGCAAGGCACUGCCUCAGGAACGUUGCUAGGAGAUUACUACAACAGGAGCUUAUCUGGAUGGGAACCCUUCAUUGAACCCUGGAAGUUGAAUGUUGAGUGGCUUCAACAGGAUGAGACUGCUGAAUAUCCAGAGAAAGUCUUUGUCCAGUGCAAAGUCAAUGACCGGCUAGAUCUGAAUUUGACUAGUGCUCUAAUGAACCUAUACAGCAACACCAAGAAGAACUGGACAGAGGAUUACUACAAGACCGGAACCAAAGAAGGCCUCCCAGCCAGACACAGGUCUCCUUUUGUUCCUUACGCUCUGCGGAAUCUGACAGGAUGUAAUCUCUGGUUUGCAACGCUCACAACAAACCCCAACAGGGUUGCUAGCAGUCCCACUGAGAAGCUUGCCUCCCCACUGGUAUCUGUGGGCGGAGCCGGAUCAUGGAUGGAGGUGUUACCUGGCCAAGAGGUCCCUUUUGUCUUUGAGGAGAAAGGCAAACAGAGACAUAGAAAUACUCAUGAGUUACGAGUACACCAGCUGCUGGUAAGAGUGGAAGGAUGGGAGCGAAUGGCCCCGGUCUCUGUUGACAAAGUGGGAACGUUUUUCCGCCUCGCCAAGCCUGAACACAUGCACACAGCCAGCAUAUUCACGAGUCAACGAGCGGAACGAGUUCUCUUCCAUGUUACUCUUGAGGGCAGCGCACGUAAGCUUGUGACCGUCCAAUCAGCACUGACUGUCGUCAGUCGUCUGAAUGUCCCAAUGGACAUCAAUCUUUUCAACCCAGACUCUUCCACAGACAACCCCAUCACCUUCCCCCCAUUAACCCCCAAUGCCGCCUUGCCAAUUCCCCUCUCUCACACCAACUGGCUCAUGAACAUGCGCCCUCAUGGCUGGGGCAUGGGGCUCUGCGACUCGCCCAUCAAGUGGCAGUCUGUUAACACUCCCAAGGCUACAGACACGCAGGCGAUGAAAUGUAGACUUGGCAGAAGAGACGAAGAUGGGCUAUUCAGGUUCUGGGCAUACAUCCGACAUGAAGCUUUCCCCCGUGAGCUGGCAGCAAAGCGGUCCCCCUCUUUCUCAGAGCUCUCACGGAAACAAGACAACACUGCCCAAGAACUGCAGCCAGGCCACACUAUAACCUUGCUCCCACCGAUAGUCCUGACAAACCUUUUGCCGUUUGACUUGAAAUAUAAGAUGCAUCGGACUGGUGGCUAUGGCAACAUCAGUCCUGGAAAGGAUGAGCCAAUAUAUGACGCUGAUCUGAACCAAGCUAACGACAUCAGUUUCACCAUGGACAACUUCCCCGACUGCCACACCCCACUGUCACUGCCCCCUCGGCUAACCAAGGAUGCCUACGGAUACAUCCUGCUCAGGGAUAGUCACCCCAAAAAACGGCGGCUGGUUCUGAAGGCCAGAGUGGAGUGCCGAGCAGGAAGAUGCCUUAAGAUCCUGAUCUCUGCACGGUAUUGGCUCAUCAACAAGUCAGGGUUGCCACUCAUAUUCAAACAGGAAGGAGCAGAUUUUGAGGCAGCUGGACAAUUUGAAGUCCACGAACAAGCUAGGAGUGUGGCCCCCUUGGUGUUUUCAUAUGCUGACUCAGACUACGCCGAAAUGUGUACAAUGAGACUUGGAAGGGGAAUCAUUGGUCUUCAGGAUGUACCACUUUACUGUCAGCGUAUAUCACUAGAGGGCGGCUCAGGAGUGCGAUCACUGCGUGUGGCGCAACAAGGGGGUCGGCCACAUAUGGUUUACCACAUUGGCAUUGACAUCCGACCUGGCAGGGGUCGUUACCAUGACACCCAGAUUGUGACCUUUGUCCCUCGGUUUCAGCUGGAGAAUCGCUCCAGCUGCAAGUUGGCCUUUGCUCAACGACACUUUGUCCAGGGGAAGGGAUCCAAGAAUCCCAGCGAACAUCUGUCAGUCAUAGCAGGGUCCAGCGUCAUCUUCCAUUGGCCUAGGGACGACCUGGACAAACUUCUCUGUGCCCGCAUUGCUGGCGACUCGACAUGCAGAUGGUCAGGCGGCAUGCGCAUUGACCAGCCCAGCUCCUUCAAUAUCAAUAUGAGGAGUGCCAACAACCAGUCUAACAUCAUGCAUGUCGCCGUGAGUCUCGUGGGUGCUACAUUCUUUGUUGUCUUCACGGACGCUGUCCAUGUGCCCCCUCCUUACAGGAUAGACAACAUGUCAGAGGUUAACAUCAUUUAUUACCAGUCCAAAGUUGCCGACACGAACCUGCGAACAGUGCUCAGACCAAAGGCUUCAGUUCCAUACACCUGGGAUGAGUUGGUCUUACCCAGAGAGCUGUACUGUGAGGCGAAGGGUGGGUCAGGAGCAACGUACAAGUUAGACACCUUGGGAGACGGGGUACCGCUGUAUUACGAAAACUUCAUCUAUCUGUGUUUGACACACACGUGCAGUGGGUCCUCAUCUUCAUCAUUAUCUAGUGGAUUGUUGAAGCGAAGGGAUGACUACACAUCCGCCAAUCUUGUCUUUGACAUCGUGCCAAAUGGUAAAGCUGUCAUCCUGAGAAGAAAGGAACCGGGCAAGCGCAGCCAGCUCUGGCGUAUGACCCCAACAGGCAUGCUACAGAACCAGGCCUUCACCCCACCCCGUGACCCCAACAAAGCACCCUCUGGCUCCCACAAUCCCUUGGUGUUAGACAUUGCUGACAUGGCAGCCAACCCCAACUCCAUCAUGCCGCUAGUGAUGCGCAAGCCAGACGAGAGAAGAAAAGGCACCCAGACGUGGUUCUUCAAAGAGGAUGGUCACAUGAUCUGUCAUCUCGGGGGCCUUGCAGUGCGAGCCAAAGGGCUUGGAGAAGGUUGUGAAGUUGUUCUCGGCCCAGCUGACAUCAGGGACCACAUCCCUGUGGAGCAGGCAAUCCAUGCCAUGAAACAUCUACCAGGGAGCGGUUGUCUGCACUGCAAGGUGCUUGCUGAUGGACCGACCAGAGUACUGCAAAUUACAGAUAGCUGGGUACAGUCACCAGCACAGUCUCCUGUCUCAGGCAGCAUACAAGCCCAAAAAGAUGACUGGAUCUAUGUCAAAACAUACAAGGAAAACAAGACAAGUGGGGAGACCAGACCAGUGGUCAGAACACAGGACACACAGGGUGGCACACCAAAGGUCAAAGAGUUAGAUAUUGUCUUCUUCUUGAGGGACGGGUUAGGUUUGUCGUUAGUCAACAAUACCCCUGAGGAGGUCUUGUAUAUUUUACUGUCUGGCUUGGAGGUACGACAUGUCAGCACGCAGCAAGAAAUCUCCCUCAAAGUCCAGAUCAAAAACAUCCAGGUCGACAACCAGCUCACUGGUGCUCAGAAGCCUGUUGUCCUGUUUGUCACUCCAAACCAAGAUGAUAAGCCCAGCGUCUCCAGUACCCCAGCACUGAGCAUGGUGGCUACCAAACUACCGUCUUCCCAUGAAAUGGUGGACAUUUACAAGCUGUUGUUUGUCAAUCUUCGUAAGAUGACUCUGAACCUUGAGGAGCUCCUCUUGCUUAAACUGAUGCAGUUUGCUGGCUUUGCUCAGUCUGACAGCGAGAUUGAGAAGAUGGAUGAAAGCUACUACAAUUCACUCAGACCUGUAUCGGUAGAACAGAAGGCCAAGCGCUACUUUUUUGAGACGCUCAAACUGAACGCCACAGAGUUCAAACUGAGCGUGCUCACAUCAUCCAAGCUACCACCAGACCUACAGGCUAUUAAGACCCAACAACGCCUGUUCAUGAUCCAGUUCGAGGACGCCCCCGUUUCACUGGAUCCCUUCACCCGACUUCACCCCUUUGAGACACAGGAAUUUCUACUGGACGCUGUGGUCAAACACUACACAGAGGAGUUGAAGAGCCAAGCAGUCAAAAUUCUAGGUUCUGUUGAUUUCCUUGGCAAUCCGAUCGGCUUGAUCCAAGAUCUUCGAGAUGGUUUGAAGGAAUUACUUCUUGAGGGAAACGUGACCGGUAUGGUCAAGAACGUCACCCAUGGAAUGUCCAACACAGCUGCCAAGGUGACAGGCUCGAUAUCCAACACGCUAGGUACCGUCAUCAUGGAUAACCAUCAUGAGGAGAUUCGUAGCAACAUCCGGGGGUCCCACGACGGGAGUAGCACCGGCCACCUCAAGGCUGGAGUCAAGGGGUUCACCUUUGGUGUGGUAGGGGGCCUGACCAGCAUCUUCACACAGACCUAUCAGGGCAUGACAGAAGACGGUGUGGAGGGGCUCAUGAAGGGUUUGGGUAAGGGUGUGAUUGGCACCGUGGCCAAGCCUGUAGCAGGGGUGAUGGACUUAGCCUCAGGCACCAUGGCUGCCUUGCGAAGCUCCACCAGUGGCGAGAGUCAUCUGAUGCCCAAUAAAGUGCGUCUGACGCGCUGCUGCAUCAAUCCUGCAGGCAUGCUUCCCCGGUACUCUGCCUAUAACGCCCGUGGACAGGAGUACAUGCAGAAACUCAGUGAGUCAUCCAACGGCAAGGAAAGGUUUUUCUCUAUGGAAACACUUCGUUCCAGUCCGACGGAGGGCAUGGAGGCAUUGAUCACCAGCGAAUGGACUUACUUCCUGCCCAUCAAUGACCCUCUCUCCCCCGUCCUGCAAGUCAUGCAUUCCGAGCUUUUCCAUGCCAGACACAUACAGCAAGGUAGUAAGCAUUAUAUUGAGCUGACCAAGAUGGCGAGUACUGAAGCUGGUGUGUCCACUUCACGAUAUGACCUCAAAGAGCGACCCAAAGUAGGCUGCGAUAACGACAAGAUAGCCAAGAAGGUCUCGCAGCAAAUCAACUAUGCCAAGGGAUGUUACGAAGAGUUGAAGCUGCAAGUCAUGAUGGACACCAGCGACAGCAACCUAAAACUAGAACUUGCAGGAAAUGAUGAGACGUGAAACAGCUGCUGACAGAAAGGCAAUCCGGUUUGUAAGUGACUUCGUCACAAAGGUGGACACGCCCCAAUUUGCAGGCUCCCAUUGGACGAUCGCUGAAGU
Molecule: messenger RNA, 13583 nt
Organism: Acanthaster planci (crown-of-thorns starfish)
Lineage: Eukaryota; Metazoa; Echinodermata; Asteroidea; Valvatida; Acanthasteridae
Product: intermembrane lipid transfer protein VPS13D-like
Biological process (GO): protein targeting to vacuole; mitochondrion organization; protein retention in Golgi apparatus
Molecular function (GO): protein binding
Source: RefSeq, a predicted model, not a curated record